AUGCAGGCAGACGACUGCAGCGACAGGUACGCGAGUUACCUGUGCACCAAAAUAAUAAAAUUCUUUAACUUAAAGAAUGAUGAACUGGAUGUAAAUUACAUAAAAUCUGUUUUAAACUGUAAAUCAUAUAGUUUGUACAGCUCAAUACACUUAAUAAAUGAAUCAUUUUUUGAAAAUAAUAAGAAUAUUAAAUACUCACGUAGCAGGGUAGAGAAAUUUACACAAGAACUAGUUGAUUCAAGAACAAAAUUUUUUGCCAGCGUUGAUGAAAACCAGUCAAAUGAUACCAUAACUGAUAAACAGAGUUUCAAUAAUUUUAUUGGUAAAACCAUAUGUGAUUAUUUUGAAAAUGUGUUUGAAGGAAAGAAUGACAUUACGGAAAGUAAAAAAGUGAGUGUAAACAAAAAUGUAAAUGUGGAUAUAAGUAAAAACGCAAAUACAAACAAAAAUGUAAAUGUGGAUAUAAAUACAUACAAGAACAAUACCAGCAAAAAAGAGGUACGCUGUGUUGUACAACAUAAAGAUAAAGCUAAAUCCGCCGAAGCGGAAUUAAAAGAAAGUACUUGUGUAAAAAGUAAAAAAAAAGAAAAUCAUAGUGAAGAGGAACAAAUACAAAAGAAGAAGGAUGUUUUAAAAAAAAAUAGUAAUGAGGAAAAUUGCAAUAAAUUAGUAAAGGUAGGCAUCACAUGCGAAGCAUCAGGAGAAGACAAAAUUGUGGAAACCAAUAGUACAUCGGUUGAAAAUGUACGGACUAAUGAAUUAAUAGGGGGUUUAAAAAAUAAAAGAGUUGAUGAAGAAUUUAAAGGAAAUACAAAAAAUGACGCAAACAAAAUAGGCAAUUUUGAAUUUAUAAAAAAUGUAGAAUUAAACACAUUAAAAAGUUGUAGUAACAGUAAUGAUAAUAAUAAUAAUAAUAAUAAUAAUAAUAAUACUGGUAAUAAUAAUGGUAAGAGUAAUAGUAAUCAUAAUAGUAAUAAUAGUGGUAAUAAUAAUGGUAGGGGAAAAAAAAGAGAGGACGAUUAUUUUUACAUUUUUAAAAUAAAGGAAAACAGUUAUUCGUUAAGGACAGUCAUAGAUUUCAUACAGGAAGAAAAUACAAAGUCGGACGAAGGUGUUAACCAAAAGAAUAACAAAAAAGAAAAAAAAAAGAGCAAGACCAUAUGUACAUGCAAUGGACAAAAUCACAAAAUUUAUGCCAACUGUUUAAUAUGUGGAAAAAUUUAUUGCACGAAAAUAAAAUAUAAAAUAUGUAUUUUUUGUGAAAACCAAUUAUAUGAAUCGUCCGUAAUAAAUAAUAUAUUCAUACCUACUGAAUGUGUAGAUAGUUCACCUAAAAAAACUCUGAUGGCAAUAAAAAAUGCAGACGCUUUCUUCCAUAAAUUUUAUUUUGAUUCAGGAAAUAGCUAUUUGAAGGAAGCCUUUAACCUACGAGAUAAAAUGCUAAGUAACUCUCAUAAUGAAGAGCAAACGAAAAUAAUUGAUGAUAGUAUUGAUUGGUUUGAGGACGAUAUUAAAAACGAAUUUAAUAAUUAUGAAAUACAUUUUUCUUGUUAUGACGACGAAGUAAAAAAUGAAAUUAUAGACAAAUAUACUGAAAUAUUCGGGAAGAGAUUCAGUGAUAUCAACAUCGACAUCGAUUUUGUAAAUAUGAAAAUAAAGGAAAAUAAGGACUACUUAAAUAUUAAAGAAUUUAAUGAAUAUUUAAAUGAAAAAGAAAAAGAGUAUAGAAGCAAAGUUGAGUGUAAAAAAGUGCUUGCUAUUAAUAGGAAUAACGUUAGCAAUUAUUUGUCAAAGAAACAAAGGGAAAAUUGCACUUACAUAAACGAUUUAAGGAUAUUAUUUCUUAAGGAAAAUAUAAUUACAGGUGAUAUGCCUUUAAAUAAGGAUAACGGGAAGGGGGGAAACAAAAAUGAAAGAAGAAAAGACGACAAAAAAGGAAAAAAAUACAAAUAUAACGUAUUAAGUGUUAGUGAAGAAGACGAAGAUGCCAUAUAG
Messenger RNA from Plasmodium malariae, 1995 nucleotides. RefSeq names its product conserved Plasmodium protein, unknown function. The record is from RefSeq and is a predicted model, not a curated record. The transcript is spliced from 3 exons. Gene Ontology annotation, biological process: regulation of DNA-templated transcription. Gene Ontology annotation, molecular function: zinc ion binding. The coding region runs from base 1 to 1995 and encodes 664 amino acids. NCBI's taxonomy places the organism in Eukaryota, Apicomplexa, Aconoidasida, Haemosporida, Plasmodiidae. Gene Ontology annotation, cellular component: nucleus.